AUGCAAGGGUGGGAAACCUAUUUUCAACGCCUCUAUGAACAUCCAAAUCCACCUCCUGAACAUCCAAAUCCAACUACAUCUAAACAACCUCAAACACCACCACCUGCACAACAACCAAAUCGACCUCCUAAACGACCAAUCUACUCUGAACCGCAACAAACCCACUCACCAUUUGAACCAACCCCACAACCUGAACAAACAACACAAUCACCUUCUUCCGUUCCCACACCCAUAACUUUUGUUUCCUCCAUAACUCCCACACUAAAUUGCAGUGCCCCAAACUCACCUUCUACAUCCUCCCUAGCCUCUGCCACUGAACCAGAGACUACCCUCCCUACCCUAGAAGAAGCAAUACUGGUUUUUGUAGAGUCUUCAGUAGAGAAGGUCAAAGACACUGGUAUUAGGCUCCAAGAGCGCUUGGCCAGAGAGGCCGAGGAACGAGCUAGGAAAGAAGCUGAAGAGAAAGCACGCCAAGAAGAAGAACAGCGGAUCAGAGAAGCUGAAGAGAAGGCUGUUGCUGAUGCUGAGGCUGAGGCUGAGGCGAAAGCUAAAGCCGAAGCUGAAGAAGCAACUCGUAUUACUGUAGAAGAAGCUACCAAGGCCAAAGCUGAUGCACUGACUCAGGGGGAGCACACCAACUAUGGGUUCGUCCCUCUCGUCUUGAAGACUCUAGAGGAACUGCAGAAAGAACAACAAGUAGUUCGGGCUAGGCUGGAUCAACAUGAUUCUGUCAACAUCAACAUUCAGAACAUGCUGUCCCAGCUGCUCCAAAGGAUGCGUCCGCUCCCAAACCCUUAG
This is a messenger RNA of Lathyrus oleraceus (garden pea), 798 nucleotides long. RefSeq lists its product as uncharacterized. Lineage: Eukaryota; Viridiplantae; Streptophyta; Magnoliopsida; Fabales; Fabaceae. The record is from RefSeq and is a predicted model, not a curated record. The coding region runs from base 1 to 798 and encodes 265 amino acids. The transcript has 2 exons.